AUGGGCGAAGUGGCGAGCGGUGCGCCGGUUGCCACAUCGUUCAAGCACCUCAACGACGACGUGCUGAUCCAACUGGUCGAACUUCUUGCCUCGCACUCCUUGAUAAACUUAUCCAUGACAUGCCGCCGAAUGCGCUCCUUAUGCUAUCCCUCCCUCUUCUCCGUGGUGUGCAUUCGACCUGGGCUCCUGUUUGCAAGCACGAUAAACACCCUGCCGAAGCAUGCCCGGAGCCACGUGCAUACGCUCACGAUAAAGGAGUGCUUUCACCGCUCAUCUCCCUCAGAUGCCCAACGGUUGCCACGAAUCCCCGAGGUGGUCAGCGAGCUUGAGUGCCGCAUGGCAGCAAAUCUGUCGAAUAUCAUUCACUCCUUUCCCCGUCUGCUCUCCGUCGUUCUUGGCGACCCUUAUACAUGCUUGGGGUAUAGUUGGGAAGACCUGCAUGAUAAGGUGGGACUUCCUCUCCCUGUCCUCUUCACCAUCCUACGAGUUUCGCACAUCCAGCACAUCGUCUUCACCCGCACCUUGUAUCACGACGACGACUCCAUUCCCAGUACUCCAACCCCGCCCCUCCUCUUGGACCACGUGAAUACGUUUAGGUACACGCCACACAAGUAUCGCGAAGGCCCUCGAGCGUACAGAUCCGAAUAUGUUCUUCUCGGGCUCAUCAUCCCACCGCUCAGUGCCUCCGUCACGACGCUUCACCUCCCCCUCGAGAACGCGCCUCUUCACGAGAUGUCGCUCCACCACUGGCCUUUCCUUAAUGAACUCGUUCUCGAGGGCGAGCAUCUCGCGCUGACAGACGUCACUCCUACGCCGUACAUCUCUUUUCUCGCCCAGAUGCCGAACCUCCGCCGUCUCCGCCUGCACACAGCGGAUGUGCACAGAAAUCCCCAUUACACCCUGCUGUCGCGGCUGGAGCCGCCUCCAGCAGUCUGGCCCGUGUCAGUUCCUCCGGCGAAGAAGCCUCCGCUGCAGGCGCUCGAGGAGCUCACCGUGAGCCACCCUCGCGCGGACGACCAGCUGUGGGGUCGCCUGCCGCCUGGACUGCGGGAGCUGCGGUUGUGCUCCUGGCCGCAUCGAAGGACGCUCCUGCACCUGUACGAGUGCCAUUACUCCAUGCCGGUUCGGUCGGGUUUGGCGUGGCGCUCGCCGCUCAUCCCGUCGUCCACGCUGUCCCACAUCGUCGCCUCGUGCCGGGGCGCGUGCAAAGUGACGGUGCUGGAGCUCGAGUACGCCGCGGACGACGGCGAGAACGCGCUCCUCGAGACCGUGGCGGCGACGUUUCCGGCGCUGCAGCGGCUGACGCUCGUACGGAACGACGCGAAGGACGAGGAGCUGGGUCCCGCGUGGGCCAACGUCCUCGGCGUCGCCGCCGUCCUCCGUGGUAUCCGCGCGCUGCGUUCUGUCCGGAUGCACAUCGGGUGGAACGAGGAGCACUACAUCAGCCUCGACGCGUUCGCCGGCGCGCCGGCGGACAUACAAGCCGCCGCCGCCGCGUCGCACGAACGGGAGCCGUACGUGGCGGACUGGUGUCUGGAGCUGAUCGCCGUGGCGUUCGUACGCGUGCUGGGACCCGCGAUCGAGUUCGUGGACCUGUCCUAUCCCGGGACUGGACACCAUUGGCUGAGGUUCAGACCGAGUGUCACAGAUAUGCGUAUGCGAACGGAGGAACUGGAGACUUGGUGGUAG
Epithele typhae is the source of this 1689-nucleotide messenger RNA. RefSeq lists its product as uncharacterized. Bases 1 to 1689 code for a protein of 562 amino acids. The record is from RefSeq and is a predicted model, not a curated record. Lineage: Eukaryota; Fungi; Basidiomycota; Agaricomycetes; Polyporales; Epitheliaceae. The transcript is spliced from 3 exons.